Messenger RNA from Rhinolophus ferrumequinum (greater horseshoe bat), 3525 nucleotides. RefSeq names its product archain 1 (gene ARCN1). The coding region runs from base 158 to 1693 and encodes 511 amino acids. Gene Ontology annotation, cellular component: COPI vesicle coat; cytosol. Lineage: Eukaryota; Metazoa; Chordata; Mammalia; Chiroptera; Rhinolophidae. The record is from RefSeq and is a predicted model, not a curated record. The transcript is spliced from 10 exons. Gene Ontology annotation, biological process: retrograde vesicle-mediated transport, Golgi to endoplasmic reticulum; endoplasmic reticulum to Golgi vesicle-mediated transport; Golgi localization.
ACGUGGCUCAGGGCCGCCAUCUUGGCGAGAGGCAAAGCGGCUGCGGCUCCUGUCAGGGGGGCAGCAGGUCCAGAGCCGCCGGUGCUUUCCUUUCCCUGACCUCAGCCCUAGCCCCAGUGGAGCCAGAGCGCGGGUGCGCCCCACCACCGCCCUCACCAUGGUGCUGUUGGCAGCAGCGGUCUGCACAAAAGCAGGAAAGGCUAUUGUUUCUCGACAGUUUGUGGAGAUGACCCGAACUCGGAUCGAGGGCUUGUUAGCAGCUUUUCCAAAGCUCAUGAACACUGGAAAACAACAUACAUUUGUUGAAACAGAGAGUGUAAGAUAUGUCUACCAGCCUAUGGAGAAACUAUACAUGGUACUGAUCACUACCAAAAACAGCAACAUCUUAGAAGAUCUGGAGACCCUAAGGCUCUUCUCAAGAGUGAUCCCUGAGUAUUGCCGAGCCUUAGAGGAAAAUGAAAUAUCUGAGCACUGUUUUGAUUUGAUUUUUGCUUUUGAUGAAAUUGUCGCCCUGGGGUACCGGGAGAAUGUUAAUCUGGCACAGAUCAGAACCUUCACAGAAAUGGAUUCUCACGAGGAGAAGGUGUUCAGAGCGGUCAGAGAGACUCAAGAACGUGAAGCCAAGGCUGAGAUGCGGCGUAAAGCAAAGGAAUUACAACAGGCCCGAAGAGAUGCAGAGAGACAGGGCAAAAAAGCACCAGGAUUUGGGGGAUUUGGAAGUUCCGCAGUCUCUGGAGGAAGCACAGCUGCCAUGAUCACAGAGACUAUCAUUGAAACUGAUAAACCAAAAGUGGCACCUGCACCAGUCAGGCCUUCAGGCCCCAGCAAGGCUUUGAAACUUGGAGCCAAAGGAAAGGAAGUAGAUAACUUUGUAGACAAAUUGAAAUCUGAAGGUGAAACUAUCAUGUCCUCCAAUAUGGGCAAGCGUACCUCUGAAACAACCAAAGUGCAUGCUCCACCCAUUAACAUGGAAAGUGUGCACAUGAAGAUUGAGGAAAAAAUCACACUAACCUGUGGACGAGAUGGAGGAUUACAGAACAUGGAGUUGCAUGGCAUGAUCAUGCUUAGGAUCUCAGAUGAUAAAUUUGGCCGAAUUCGUCUUCAUGUGGAAAAUGAAGAUAAGAAAGGGGUGCAGCUACAGACCCAUCCAAAUGUGGAUAAAAAACUUUUCACUGCAGAAUCUCUAAUUGGCUUGAAGAAUCCAGAGAAGUCAUUUCCAGUCAACAGUGACGUAGGGGUGCUAAAGUGGAGACUACAAACCACAGAGGAAUCUUUUAUUCCGCUGACAAUUAAUUGCUGGCCUUCAGAGAGUGGAAAUGGCUGUGAUGUCAACAUAGAAUAUGAACUACAAGAAGAUAAUUUAGAACUGAAUGAUGUGGUUAUUACCAUCCCACUCCCAUCUGGUGUUGGCGCACCAGUGAUUGGUGAGAUCGAUGGCGAAUAUCGACAUGACAAUCGGCGAAAUACCUUGGAGUGGUGCCUGCCAGUGAUUGAUGCCAAAAAUAAGAGUGGCAGCCUCGAGUUCAGCAUUGCUGGGCAGCCCAAUGAUUUCUUUCCUGUUCAAGUCUCCUUCAUCUCCAAAAAAAACUACUGUAAUAUACAGGUAACCAAAGUGACCCAGGUAGAUGGGAACAGCCCUGUAAGGUUUUCCACAGAGACCACUUUCCUAGUGGAUAAGUAUGAAAUCCUGUAAUACCAAGAAGAGGAACCGAAAAGGAAAACUUUCAAAUUAAUAAAAAAGAAGCCACAGUGGCUGAAGAGUUUUUUCCACAUCUACAAGCCAUUGGAGACCCUUUUUUCUGGUAUAAUACACGAUUCUCGGCGCGCAAGGACCCUCAACUCACCCUCAGUGUUUCAGUGUCACAGAGACAUUCUUCGGCAAAGAAAUGACACAAACAAAGGGAAAGGCUGCUGAUUUCUUUGGCAGAUUUUACUGGCCAGCAGGAAAACCAGCUCUCCAGAGAAUGCCCCUAGUUAAACACCUCUGCUUUCAUCUAAGUUGCUCCUUAAUUUAGUCCCUAAAUAUAGUUAUAUUUCGUACUUUGUUUUUUAAGUUUUUUCUACAGAAGAUUUUAAUCUUUCAUACUUCUUUACCUUCAUUUUUUUUUCUUUCUAUACAUUUAUUCAAGCACUGUAGGCGUUAUAUUUGUUUGGUACUCCUAGAACAGGUUGAUCUAAUUCAGUCUUGAUUUUUGGACUGUACACGUGAACUACUUAAGGUGUAUUGGGUCUAGAAGCUGAAAGAUAAGGAUGCCUCAUGUCCUUUUCCUAUAUCCGUUCAUCCCUCCACUCCUUUGCCAAGUUGUUUUCCUUUCAGGCCUGUCCGUCCAGUUUAGAACAGUACUGUGAAUCCCACUUGUGUCAAUAUUAAAGACAGCUGAGAAACAGCUUUCAAAUGACACAACCCCCACUUCAAGGUGUGUGGAAGGAGAAUGAUUAUGUCCAGUUAGGGAUUUCACAUCCACAGGUAAUCCUAUCUGCUGCUGGUGCUACCCAGGUUUCCAGUUGUCCACAUUUUGGGUACUUCAGCUGAAAUAUAAUAGCUCAUGGUCUUUGUAAUCCAUUCACAUUCCUCAGAUUCACCACCUCCCUCUUUCUGGCUGUUGUCCUUUCUUUUCUAGCAGAGAUGAGGUGAUGAUUUUGGAGGCUGUGGGUUCAGUGAGUCCCACUGGCCCUGAACUAUGGAGGAGAUUCCACUUCCACCACCAGGCUUUUAGCAUUUCAAGAGGCAGCUGAUUAUAUUGGUAGGUGUUAGAUUGCUCACAUAGACUCCCAUUUCCUUCUAACCUGCCCAGCAUUUUUUCACCAGCCUAUCUAUCCCUGUCUCUGAAAUCCUUCUCUUCUAAGUCUUUUCUGUUGAGUGUCAUAACGCAGUGGUUGUUUCUUAGCCCCAUUUCAACCAUUACUUUUUCAAUGGAGAAGACUACAUCAGCCAAGCCAGCAUCGGCUUUUUAACCCAGGAUUGCACUCAGGGAGGUUGGUGGAGUUGCUGCCAUUCUGCAGCCACAGGCAGGGGAAGAGGCAGAUGACUGUAGAUGAUUCCUGCACUUCCCGUUGCUAGGAGAGCACCACUCCCACUCUGAACAGCAUUGGCCUUCCCUGCGAACAGUGGACUGUUCCUGAAGCAAAGCAGUCACACACAAGUGGCCAUGGAUGGAAUUGUUUGCCAAAGAAAUUUCUGGCCUUUCCCUUUCCCUUAACUGCAUCAGGGAAGAAUCCUUAUCUGUAGUUCGGUUUCCACAUGAGGUUUUUUGAGGAAGGGGACUGGGGACAAGAAAUCUGUCAUGUAGUUAAAUAGGAAAGAAAUCUUAUUAAUCCAGUUUUGUUUGAGAGUUGCUUGUCCAUAUGAUUUUUUUUAAAGUCAAGUUUAGUUUCAUAAAAACUUUUUUUUCCUGAAAUUACUUUUGGGGUAAUAUUUAAAAUGAAAGACGUUUUGUAACCCUGUAAAAUACAUAGGGAAUAUAGCAUUCCAGUGUACACAAAGAAGGCAAAUUCUUUAAUCAAAUAAAGAGUAUUAUAAAAUGA